UAACAAGCCCCCCUCCCCUCUCCUCUACACCCAUCUACCAUAGAACCCAGCUCCAAGGCUUUCACAUUCUACCAUACAAUCCUCUUCAUCCUUCACAAGGAACCGCCAUGGGUCUGUCCGCGAAGGUCUUCGUGGUCCUCCUGCUGCUUCUCGUCGCCACGGAGGAGCAGGGGGGAUCGGUGCAGGUGGCUCUGGCGAGGGAUUGCGAGUCGGAUAGCCACAAGUUCCAUGGGGCGUGCUUCAGCGACACCAACUGCGCGAACGUCUGCCAGACCGAGGGCUUCACCGCCGGCAAGUGCGUCGGCGUCCAGCGCCACUGCCACUGCACCAAGGACUGCUAGAUGCCUUGCCUAGAUGGCCCUGGCUACUUUGUUCUCGCGUACUGGAUGCAUGAUUCCCUGUGUGUGAUAUUAGCUGAACGAUAGUAGAUCUAUAUAUCUAUGUGUGUAUGCGUGUGUUGAUUUGCGAGCGCUAGUCGUCAGAGAUUUCAUGAAUGAAUAAAGGGAAUCGCAUCAUCUUAUGAGUAAGAUCCGUUCCCCGCUUUGUGAGAUCA
Triticum urartu is the source of this 553-nucleotide messenger RNA. Its product is annotated as defensin Tk-AMP-D1.1. Lineage: Eukaryota; Viridiplantae; Streptophyta; Magnoliopsida; Poales; Poaceae. The record is from RefSeq and is a predicted model, not a curated record. Gene Ontology annotation, biological process: defense response.